AUGUCUCGCCGUCGAACAUCACACAGCGAAAUGAACGAAGCCGUCGCAUAUCCCUUUUCCAUGUCCAGUCCGCCACAGCAGCUCCAGCAGCCACCGUCAAUCGGUAGUCCCCCUCGCCGCGGUCCCAUCGAAGGUCCCAAUGGUCGCCGUCUUAUCCGCCGCGUCACCUGGCGCUCCUCCACAUACAAACUCAUGGCUUCGCUGUGGGUGCUGGCCGUGCUGUAUAUCGUCUGGCUGGUCCGCGACCUCUUCUACCAGCCCACCCCGCCGGAACCCGAGUCUGCCUCCAUUUGA
Messenger RNA from Penicillium brevicompactum, 294 nucleotides. RefSeq lists its product as uncharacterized. The record is from RefSeq and is a predicted model, not a curated record. Bases 1 to 294 code for a protein of 97 amino acids. The transcript has a single exon. NCBI's taxonomy places the organism in Eukaryota, Fungi, Ascomycota, Eurotiomycetes, Eurotiales, Aspergillaceae.